GAUUGUUUACCUGUCGACACAGACCUUCACUCUCAUCUGUCUGUUCAUGUUGAAUGGGAUUGAGGGCUAUUCGAUCCAUUUGACAAAGCAAGUAAGAGUCAAUGGGAACAUGGUGGCGGGCGGAGGGUUUAAGCAAGCAAGAGUCUUUGAAAUAGAUUUUCCGGCCCCAGGACGAAGGGGGUUUAAUGUGGUGGCGGAGGGGAAUCCAAUGCCGUCUGUGGUGGCUGCACUGAUGAAUUGGGUACCUGCCACCUGGGGUUGGGUUAACCCCAGACGCUGGGGAGUGUUUGAGCUGGGAUUCUUUUCCCCUGGGAAUUCAGCCAUUUACUACCUAGGAAUCUGGUAUAAGAAAGUCGAGCGGCAAACUGUUGUAUGGGUGGGAAACCGAGACUAUUCAUUUUUCACUUCUUCUGCAGCUCUCACAGUUAGUGAUGAUGGUAACCUUGUGAUUUUGGACAGCAAGAUAUCUUACAGGGUGACAAAUAUAUCACUGUAUAAGAAUGUGAGUGCUACACUUUUGGACACUGGAAAUCUUGUUCUGAGAGAUGAAAACUUGAAUAUUUUAUGGCAGAGCUUUGACUUCCCUUCUGAUACCUUCUUGCCUGGAAUGAAGCUUGGGUAUGAUAAAAGUUCAGGAAGAAAUUGGUCAUAUAUGUCAUGGGAAAGUUCUGAAGAUCCUAGUCCGGGAAAUUUCACCUUGGUGUUGGAUGCAGAGAAAAGUUCGAUGAUGAUCAUGAAUGGUCUGGAACUUUAUUGGACGUCUGGGCCUUGGAAUGGCCAGAUUUUUAGCUUGGUUCCUGAAAUGAAGUAUAACUACUUUGCUAAUUUCACCUAUGUUUCUGAUGGGCAAAGGACUUAUGUCACCUAUGAUCCCUAUGAUAAAAGUCUUAUUUCUAGAUAUGUAAUGGAAAUAUCAGGCCAAUUGGAACAAUUCAUGUGGCUAGAAAGUUCAAAACAAUGGAAUCUCUUCUGGCCGCAACCACAUCAACAGUGCGAAGUUUAUGCUUUUUGUGGGUCAUUUGGGAUCUGCAAUGAGGAGUCUUUACCAUUUUGUAAUUGCUUGCCUGGAUUCGAACCAUACUCUCAAGAGCAAUGGAAUAAAGCAGAUUAUUCUGGAGGGUGUACUAGGAAAACUGAUUUGCAAUGUGGCAAUAACAACAAUUCCAAGGGUCUAGGAGAUGGAUUUAAAAUGCUUCCCGAAGUGAGACUGCCAGAGAGUCCAAUGGCUGUAGCAGUUCAGAGCAUCGAUGCCUGCCAGUCAUCUUGCUUGAAUAACUGCUCAUGUAUUGCUUAUUCUUAUUUCGGGGGUAAUUGUACAGUCUGGGGCAAGGAUCUUAAUUUAAUAAAUAUGCAAAAACUGUCAGAUACAGAUGCGAGUGGAAUCGAUUUUUAUCUCAAACUUGCUGGUGCUGAUUUGGUUACUGAAAGUAAGAGUCCUAAAAGAAGUCUCUUUUCACAGUUAGCUUAUUGAGGUACAUUUUGAAAUAUACUUUUCACAAACUA
This is a messenger RNA of Rubroshorea leprosula, 1503 nucleotides long. Lineage: Eukaryota; Viridiplantae; Streptophyta; Magnoliopsida; Malvales; Dipterocarpaceae. The record is from the annotation of a GenBank genome assembly.